This is a messenger RNA of Durusdinium trenchii, 1491 nucleotides long. The record is from the annotation of a GenBank genome assembly. NCBI's taxonomy places the organism in Eukaryota, Dinophyceae, Suessiales, Symbiodiniaceae.
AUGGACAACCUCGAUGUUGUGCGGAACACCUGGGAGUCCGAGCACCAGGAGCUGCUGCGCUCCGAGCGAGUGCUGGCGGCGUUGCGCCAGGCCCGGCAGUCCCUACAGCAGCGCCAGGAGGAACUUGUCGAGGAAUGUGCCAGCCUUCGCGAAGAGGUGGCGCAAGACCCCCGAGUGGCCGCAUGUGUGGCAUUGGAGCACGAAAUUGAGGCGCUUCAGGCGUCAUUGGAAAGCUUCGGCCCCAAGAAGUUUGCGCUGGUACGUGAACAGCAAGCGCAGCUCCAGGCAUUUGAAGCUAGCAAAGCUCAAGAAGCUGAACUUCGACAAGAGUUGAUGGGUUUGGACAAGGUUGAACAAGGUCUUCAGAACGACUUGCAUGCUGUGAGGGCCAAGGGCACCGAAGUGGAGCAGCAGGCCAAAUCAUUGGUGGACUCUGAGGUGCUUCUACGUGCCGAAGCCCAAGCGCGAGAGCUCCAAAUGGACCUUCAGGCGGCCGAACUGGAGGCUUCACAGAUGAGGCAAAAGUUAGCCGAGUCCUGGGUGACCGAUGGGGCGAAUCGGAGUAGUGGGGAUCUGGAGAAUUUGGAAGAGAUGGAACGUGCACUUCAGUGGCUCGUGAAGACACAACAGGCCGCCGACAGUGAGAGGCAGUUGGUGGAGCGCUUGGAACGCAAAGAAGCCGGGCUUCAACGGCGCUUGCGUGAAGUGAGCCAGGAGAAAGCCAACUUGACCUCGAUGAGGGUGGAUUUGGGGGAUGCUGGCAAAGCCAUGCGAGAAACUAUGGCAUCCCAAAGCGAAGGAUAUGUCAAAGAGCUUGCGAGCUUGGAGGAAGCGAGGCGCAUCACCUUUUCGGAUCGAGUGAAGUUGAUGCAGGACUGUGCAGAUUUGCAGGACAAGCUUGACAGCAUGCGGUCCGCCGAAGCAGGUGGUGCUCUCUUGCGCGGUCGCCAUACGAAAUUGCAGGCUACUUGCCGCAGUGUUGCAGACCAAAGCCAACGCUUGCGAGACAUGAAUGCAGUACUUGGUGCUUUGCUGCUUGGUGAUGAGCUGGAAGUUGAUGAUCGUAUUUCAGACAUGGAUGCAGAUGAGACAACUGUGGUGAUGCGUGUCCUAACACUUCUCAAGAAGUUGCUGGACCGGCAGGACUCAUACCACAGGGAGAAAGAGCAACUGUCAGAGAGGAUCCGAAGCCUAGAACGUGCAGCGGCUUUGCCAGGUUCUGCUGACAGAAGUGCAGAAAGUCCCGCCGAGGCUGCAGAUGCACCUGGACUAGCAUCAAGCAUCAAAUCCCGCGUGGCGCAGUGGCGGGAUGUAUUGACGCAAAAUGUUCGCCGCUGCGCUACGGUUGUUCCGAGCUUUGGGGUGUUCUUACUCCUGUGCCAAAAUUGGGUCACUAAACACCACAGGCAGCUUUUGGAGAUGCAAUUUUUAAGUCAGAGCUUUGUCAUGCUUCAUCAUUUGACUUUGAUCACUCUUCUGAACUUGUGCUGA